Molecule: messenger RNA, 2106 nt
Organism: Penaeus indicus
Lineage: Eukaryota; Metazoa; Arthropoda; Malacostraca; Decapoda; Penaeidae
Product: cytochrome P450 2L1-like
Exons: 11
Coding region: 132-1589 (485 amino acids)
Biological process (GO): xenobiotic metabolic process
Cellular component (GO): intracellular membrane-bounded organelle; cytoplasm
Molecular function (GO): iron ion binding; heme binding; oxidoreductase activity, acting on paired donors, with incorporation or reduction of molecular oxygen, reduced flavin or flavoprotein as one donor, and incorporation of one atom of oxygen
Source: RefSeq, a predicted model, not a curated record
CGUGGUCUGAGUGACGAGCGAAGGGAGGCAGAUUCGUCUGGAACGUUGAGGGAGAAACACCUAAAACUUUGUGUUGCAACAAGUCGUUCUAUUGCGUACCUUCUGUCUUGUAGGCACUGCAGAUCGCCACCAUGAUUGUAGAGAUCCUGUUGUUCGUGGUGGGAGUGAUUCUGCUUCGCUAUUGGAUUUCCAGACCUCGGGGAAUGCCACCAGGUCCGAUGGUCGUACCAUUCCUUGGCUCCAGGCCUGUCUUGAGUGUCGACCAAGUGCAGAAGAUGCACAAAAUAUAUGGUGAUAUAUUUAAGUCGGAAAUUGGGCCGCACAAGUUUAUAUUCCUCUGCAGCAACAAACUUAUCAAGGAAGCGUUGUCAAAGACUGAGUUUGCUGAUCGUCCCCAAUUAGAAAUGUUGCAUUUUCUAACUGAUGGACAAGAGGCGGGUGUCAUAAUGAGCAACGGCAAGCGAUGGCAGAACGCUCGGAGGUUCCUGCUGCGCAACCUUCGUGAUCUCGGGAUGGGAAAGACCUACCUGGAGGAGAGCAUCCUGGUGGAGGCCAGAGCGUUGGUCAAGGACUUCAGAUCCUGCGCGGGGACGCCGGCUCACAUUCCUGAGUCGCUCAAUGUUGCCGUUUUGAACGUCAUCUGGCAAUUGGUUGCAAGUAAGCGCUACGAAUUCCACGACAAGGAGGUCCUCGAGCCCAUCGCCAUCUUGAGGUCCAUCGACUCGUCCUCCUUGGCAACACUCGUCGAAUUCUUUCCUGGUGUCAAGAAACUUCUUCCCGGGUUUCUAAAGGAGAAGUUAUUUGCAGGGCAGAUGAAGAGACUGAAGGAUAGCAUCGUAGAUUUGCUGAAGGACUCAAUAGAUUCUCACAGAGCCACACUCGACCCAGCCAACCCGCGUGACGUCAUCGAUGAAUAUCUAAUAGCCAUGGACGAAAAGAGUGAAAUUGCUGAGUACUUCAGUGAACUGGAUCUGAUGAGGACUAUCUUCGACCUGUUUGCCGCGGGCUUCGACACGACGGCCAACACCCUGCGCUGGAUCAUCCUCUACAUGGCCAGGUACCCUGAAGUGCAGCAUCGCGUCCAACAGCAGAUUGACGAGGUUGUCCCACGUGACACCUUACCCUCAUACCAGCACAAGAGUCGGCUGCCGUUACUCGAAGCGACGAUCCAGGAGGUUCUUCGCGCGUCGUCCAUGAUUCACAACGGAGUCCAACGCGCAGCUCAGACCGAUACUUACCUGGCAGGCUACUUCAUUCCGAAGGGGUCGUGGGUGUUCGGGUGUUCGGGAAUAUGCCACAUGGACUCACGCUACUGGGAAGAACCGCAGGAGUUCCGACCCGAGCGGUUCCUAGACGAAGGGAAAGUCAAAACGCCAAAGGAGGGACUCAUACCCUUUGGUUCAGGACGAAGGAGCUGUCUUGGAGAGGCUCUGUCAAGGAUGGAACUGUACAUCUUCUCGGCAGCCCUUCUGCAGAACUUCACUUUCUCUCCUCCAGAGGGCGUCGAGGUCGACCUAGAAGCCAACUCCAAGCAACCCUCUGCACGUUUGUCUAAAGAACAAAAUAUUGUCAUUAGCAUCAGAGAGUGAUAACCUACUGGAUAUGAACUGUUAGCUUAUAUUUCAAGAAUUUGUUCUACAUCUCUGUAGUAGAUUUUUCUCAACAUUUCAAUGUAACAUAUUCCAAUAUUAGUAGCAUUCUAACUUUGUGUUACUUUUCGUACUAGAUUAUCAUGAUUAUGAAAAGUAUUCAUGUUGACAAAUGUAGAAAAAGUAUGAAUGAGAAUUAAUAUUUUCACAAUACAAUCGAAACCGGUCAGAUAUAUUGUAUUGUGAAGAUAUUCAUUCUCAUCCAUAUCUAUUCUACAUAUAAUUAUAUUGACAUUCUGUAGUCCAAAAUAGGUUUAGGUUUACUCUCUGAUUUGAUAUGUAUAAUAGAAAUACUUUGUUGUACAGUUAGAAAAAAACUCUUUACUUGUGAUCAAUGAGGAGCUAAGUAUUAUUUUCCUUUUAAUCAACAAGCUCUAAUAUUACAGAACAUAUUAUACCAUUAUAAAGAAGUAUGAUUUAUGAUUUUUAAAAAAUCAUAAAGCAAUGUAUGCUAACA